This is a messenger RNA of Drosophila ananassae, 523 nucleotides long. RefSeq lists its product as uncharacterized. The coding region runs from base 16 to 465 and encodes 149 amino acids. The transcript has 4 exons. NCBI's taxonomy places the organism in Eukaryota, Metazoa, Arthropoda, Insecta, Diptera, Drosophilidae. The record is from RefSeq and is a predicted model, not a curated record.
UGGCCCGGUGGAUGCAUGACAAAUGUCAUCUUGUCCGGGAAGUCCUUAAGAGUGAACGGUCGGGGUAGGAAAGAACGGGAUGGAAAGUUUCGAGCGAUUUCCGCAAAAAAGCCAAAAAUUGAUAGAAGAGCCAUCAGCGGCAACAUCGACAAAAACCAAAUCCAGGUACAAAAUCGGUUAUGGGGCGGAUAUGGCGCAGAUGGUAAACUACCGGGUGGAGGAGCAGGGGGUAUUUGGAAGCCCCCCCCUGAGUUCACAGAGUUUCCAACCCUGCCCCCGGACCCACGGAAAAAGUUCACCUAUAGUUGGGCCGACCUAUGUCCGCCAUGGCCCCGUUGCAAUGUUUAUCCAAAGUGUUGCCAGCGAUCGGGUAAUGUUGCGGCCUUGCGUCACCCCCCUGCCUGCAUAAGAAAUAAUAAGGACACUUGUUUCGCUGACGAAUAUGAUGAUGAUGAGUACUUUUAACAGAGCAUAAUAUUCUAUUUCUAUUGAAAUAAAUCGAAAAAACAUAUCUUAAAGCAAA